AUGAGUAAUGCGGUGGGAGUCGCAUGGUUAAUCCCAUGCUCGGGGUUUCGAUUCUCGAGCAUGCUGUCGACGACCCUCCGGCCUCGAUGCCGCGAUCUUCGCUUACAGCCAAGCAGCAUACACAGCAGCGCAUUCAGUACCCUGCGCUGGUCUAGCUCACCAGGCUCCUUCCCUCGAUCCGGUCGACCCUUGAUCUCCCCCCUUUCACCUCGGCACUCCACGCCCGCGCCUCUCUACACCAGAACGAAAAGAACGCUAGCUCGUAAAUCCUCACGAAAACCUGACUCUUUGCCUAGCGCAAAUCUUGCCUCCGAAGCCGAGCUCAAGGCUGUUUUUCCCUCACAAAUUUCCACCAAAUUGGCCAAUCGCACCCUGGCAGUCUUGCAUGCGCGGAGGUUAGAGGGUACUCUGGAUUUGGAUCUCCCCGCGGAGAUCACUCGUGCCGUCACCCAACCACAACUAGACACUGCUUUGGAAUGGUUGCGGCAGAAAUACCCCAUUGAUGAGGACUCUGCUAUUCUAGCUCGGAUUGAACGGGAGGACCGACAAGCGGAGGAAAAGUUAGUGCGACGCGCCGAGCAGCUCGGCCUUUACAAGCCACAGAGCGGCUCAUACGAGGCUGAGCUCGGUGAGGGAAACUCGGUCUAUGGAAAGAGUGUUCUCAAAGAGGCACGUGAGAAGAAUGAAAAACGGUUGCUAGCCGAAAAGGAACGGAGGCGUCAGCAAUGGUUGGAAGGUGAACACAAGGACCAGGAGCGUUUGCAGCGCCAAAUUGAAGGCAGUAAAGCGCUGCAGCAAUACCAGGAGUCGGCUUUAAUGGAGGCGCGUCCGCGGGCGGACCCUAACGAACGGCCGUUGCUCGCUUGGGUUCAAAAGCACCAUAUUGCGGGAACGCAUAACCAAGCUGAUGCAGUGGAUAUGACGACGACCCAGCGCCUGCUAAGCUCUAUACUUUUCGCUAUCGGUGUCCUCGGCUGUUGCUAUGUAUUCGCCCAAAACUAUGAGGCGCCCGCGAGAAAGGAUCGCCUCUGGCCCAACGUUCCUCCGGCCGCGGCAACGGUGGGAGCUAUCAUUGGUGCCAAUGUCGCUGUUACCCUGAUGUGGAAAUACGUUCCACCCGCGUGGCGACUGCUGAAUCGCUUCUUCGUCAUUGUUCCCUUUUAUCCCAGCGCAGUGAGUAUGAUUGGCAGCACUUUCAGCCAUCAAACAUGGAGACAUCUUUCCACGAACAUGAUUGUGCUGGGUAUCAUGGGAACUCGAGUUCACGAUGAACUCGGCCGCGGAAACUUCUUGGCCAUCUACUUCGCCUCUGGUGCGAUCGGGUCCUUGGCAUCCUUGUCUCGCAACGUUCUAUUGGGAGCUCUUGCCACCUCUUCUCUCGGUGCCAGUGCUGCUACUAGUGGUAUUGUUGCCGCAUGGUGCAUGUAUCAUUUUGAUGACUCUCUUACCAUGUGGGUCCUCCCCGAUGGCUUUCAAGAUCUUAUUCGCACAGAGGGCUGGAUUUUCCUCUCCUGUCUUGUAGGUCUCGAGAUUCUGAGCAUGGUGACUCCAGCUCGUUUCCUACGAGUCUUUCCCUUAUCCAGACUUACCAAAAUGGACCAUGCAGCCCACCUCGGUGGGUACUUCGCUGGUGCUGGCUGUGGUUACUUUCUCGCGCAGAAAGAGAAGAAGUCCCGGGAGUCGACGUGGUUAGAGAAGCUUUUCCGCUGA
Messenger RNA from Penicillium longicatenatum, 1710 nucleotides. Its product is annotated as rhomboid protease PCP1. NCBI's taxonomy places the organism in Eukaryota, Fungi, Ascomycota, Eurotiomycetes, Eurotiales, Aspergillaceae. The transcript has 5 exons. Gene Ontology annotation, cellular component: membrane. The record is from RefSeq and is a predicted model, not a curated record. Gene Ontology annotation, molecular function: serine-type endopeptidase activity. Bases 1 to 1710 code for a protein of 569 amino acids.